Molecule: messenger RNA, 776 nt
Organism: Cynara cardunculus var. scolymus (artichoke)
Lineage: Eukaryota; Viridiplantae; Streptophyta; Magnoliopsida; Asterales; Asteraceae
Product: probable calcium-binding protein CML23
Exons: 1
Coding region: 60-518 (152 amino acids)
Molecular function (GO): calcium ion binding
Source: RefSeq, a predicted model, not a curated record
AAAAACUAUCCGAUAAACCGGAGGAUUAACUUCAUUCGAAAACCUCCACUUUCUUCCCAAUGAUGGCCAAAAAUCUCGCCGUUGGUGAUACGAACGACGUUGAGAAAGUUUUCAAAAAGUUUGACGCUAAUGGCGACGGUAAGAUAUCCAUCUCUGAACUCGGAUCCAUUCUUGGCGCACUCGGUACCGUCACACCUGAGGAAGAACUCAAGGUUGUAAUGAAGGAGAUAGACACCGACGGGGACGGUUUCAUUGAUCUCAACGAGUUUAUCGAGUUUCAGCGCGGAGGAUGUAGCGUUGCCGAUGGAGAUGCGGUGGACAAGGAGCUACGUGAAGCGUUUGAUCUGUACGAUCAGGAUAAGAACGGAAAAAUUUCGGCUGCUGAAUUGCAUUCCGUUUUGAAGAGUUUAGGUGAGAAGUGUUCGUUGAAGGAUUGCCGGAAGAUGAUUGCGUCGGUUGACGUUGACGGCGAUGGUAGCGUUAAUUUCGAAGAGUUUAAGCAGAUGAUGAGUAAAUAAGUAAAUCGUUUCUUUCUCCUCUUCACCAGCCGUAAAUCGUUCUGUGCAUAAAAUGCCAUCAACUCCUUUGCUAAUCGCCUAAUCAGGUAGGUACGUAUUUCAACAAAUUUAGAAGUAGCACAGCGGUAAUUACACUGCUUAAUUCGUAAAUCAACCCUCCAACGGUGUAAAUCUGUUCAUAGACAUGUCAGAUAUAUAACAUUCUCGUUUCCAACUUUUGCUUACUACUUUCCUUUGUUAAUCGAAUAGUGUAGCAAC